Messenger RNA from Anisakis simplex (herring worm), 555 nucleotides. NCBI's taxonomy places the organism in Eukaryota, Metazoa, Nematoda, Chromadorea, Rhabditida, Anisakidae. The record is from the annotation of a GenBank genome assembly.
AUGACUAAAGCAUCGUGUGUGAAUAAUCGAUCGAAACCAGUUUUACGGGCGUUUUAUCGAGAAUGGCAAAUAAAAAUUAGUCGAUUAAAGUUCUUGCACCUUAUUGCGGUACUUCUAUUGGUUAAGAAUGCAUGCUCUGGACUGCCGAUAUCAUUGCCGAUACAAAAUAUUGGUUCACUACGACAACAACUACUUUUCAAAAUAAAAGUGGAUUUAAGAGCCGAUUUGUGGGAUGAUUUCGUGAUGUUGUCCGGUGAGGACAAUAUAACAAGGACGCAGAAUAUCAUGGCAAUCUCAGACGACUACUAUUUGAUCGAUCUUGGCAUCGGUGUACCUAGUAAGUUCGACACUUCGGCUAGCUUGAGCACUGUGAAUGCUGAUUUCAAACCUUAUGUUACGGAAAUACCAGCCAAUGUGGCAUACAGCUUAGUACUGCAGCAGUAUCGCUAUUUCCACGAUAUCAUACGGAAGAUUACAUGUUUUUAUAUGGACUGCACUACUAUUGAAGCCUGCAAAUAUUCAGCAAAAUCAAAUGUCUUACAGAAAAAGAGAUAA